Messenger RNA from Pogonomyrmex barbatus (red harvester ant), 6549 nucleotides. It is a transcript of the gene Taf1, whose product is annotated as TATA-box binding protein associated factor 1. Gene Ontology annotation, biological process: RNA polymerase II preinitiation complex assembly; DNA-templated transcription initiation; transcription by RNA polymerase II. Gene Ontology annotation, cellular component: transcription factor TFIID complex. Lineage: Eukaryota; Metazoa; Arthropoda; Insecta; Hymenoptera; Formicidae. The record is from RefSeq and is a predicted model, not a curated record. Gene Ontology annotation, molecular function: TBP-class protein binding; RNA polymerase II general transcription initiation factor activity; DNA binding.
UCCCCAUAUCGAUUGGUGCUUAGAAAUUUUUCAGUCAUCACCAAUUAGAAAAUUUCAUAUUCAAUUGAUCAAUCAGCGAUGUGCUGUUGAAUCCUUCAUAAUUGUGGGGAAUAGAAAUUCGAUUCACUCUACAUAUCUAGUAUUUAUACAAUCGAAGCUCCAGAUAAAUUCGCCGAGGUCGUGUUUUUGGUUAUUAGUUCAUUUCCAUUUCUUUCGUGAGUGGUUUGUCGUCGCAAGGCUACUUACAUAAACAAAAUGCUAGAUCGGAUUUCAUAUGUAAUUCGUUAGUGCCGUACAUGAUUCAACUAUCGUACGCACGGUGAGAAACAUUUUUACACGGACAUUUACAUUACGAAGAUCGAAUUAAUCGGUAAAUUUUAACGUGAGAAAGAUGGGAGAUUCCGAUGAGGAAAAUGAGAAAGAUCUAGCGUCUGGUCUCAACAUCACCGGCUUCCUCUUCGGCAACAUCGAUGACAAUGGUCAGUUGGAGGACGAUAUCUUAGAUGCCGAUGCCAAGCAACAUCUAGCUUCGCUAGGUCGCCUCGGUUUGAGCUCGUUCAUUAAUGAAAUGAUGUCCAACGAUGGUAACACAGAGGAAAUAGAGAACAGCAAAGCAGAUGAUAAAGAGGAUCAGAGUGGAAUUAUGAAUGACACAGAUGUAGAUUACUUAGCGAAAUCACCUACUGCUCUAGACUUCUCGGAUAUAAAUGAAUUGGCGGACGAUAUAAAUGAUGAAAUUUCCAAGAAUAAUGUACUUGACAAAAAAGUAGACAAAGAGAAUGCAGAUUAUGAUGCUGACGAUGAGGAGGUUGUCAAUAAGUCUGACACACAGCUGAUGCCACCGCCGCCAAUACCAGAGGAGAAAGAAACAUUGACGGCGGAAGAAGUGGAAGCAGCACGUCAACGUAAAUUAGAAACACCCCUUGCUUCAAUGCUGCCAUCCAAGUAUGCUAAUAUUGACGUCACUGAACUGUUUCCGGACUUCCGUGCCAACAAAGUGCUUAGGUUCUCACGGCUGUUCGGUCCAGGUAAACCAAGCAGUCUUCCACAGAUAUGGAGAGGUGUUAGAAAGCGACGUAAGAAGAAAAAACAUCAUGAUGUUAGAGAUUCCGAUUCUGGCUCUGAUCAAGAUGACAAAAAAUCUAAAUUUAAGGGAUGGAUCAUGCAUUAUGGCCCUGAACCAAGCGCGGAGGCGUGUCGUUCGGAUGAUGAGAAUAAACUGCUGCGACCAAUAGAAGACAAAGAACAGACUGGUAAGACUGGCGAGAAUGGGGAAAACGGUGACAUGGGACCCAAAGUGGCUGAUUGGAGAUUCGGACCUGCGCAGCUAUGGUACGACAUGCUGGAAGUUCCAGAAACUGGAGAUGGAUUCAACUAUGGUUUUAAAAUAAUUGAAAAAGCGGAAGAACAAGAAAACGAAAAGAUUAAAGACGAAGAAUCUGCGGAUGACGCAUUCUUGAUGGUGUCUCAGUUACAUUGGGAGGAUGACGUUGUCUGGAACGGAGACGAUAUAAAGCAUAAAGUAACACAGAAACUGAACAGUAAAAAUAAUGCUGCCGGCUGGGUACCAUCAAGCGGCAACAGAACUGCUCAAGCCUUCAGUCAGCCCGGGAAGGGUGCCCCGGUUACUGUAGCACCUAAUGUCAGACUAGCCACAUCGCAAAUUACAACGCCAUUGCACAUGCAAUCUCAAAAGAAUAAGAUGAACAUGGGCAAGGGAAACCAGCAACAACAACGGGAGGAGGACGACACUUGGUAUUCGAUAUUUCCGGUAGAGAACGAGGAACUUGUUUACGGCUUAUGGGAAGAGGAAGUAAUCUGGGAUCCCGAGAACAUGAAAAAGAUCCCAAAACCGAAAAUACUUACAUUGGAUCCGAAUGAUGAAAACAUAGUCCUGGGCAUACCGGAUGACAUCGAUCCCGCUCUUCUCCAUAAGGACAACGGUCCGCAGCCUAAGGUAAAAAUUCCGCAUCCGCACGUCAAAAAGAGCAAGUUACUGUUGGGUAAAGCAGGUGUCAUUAACGUUCUCGAGGAAGACACUCCGCCACCACCGCCGAAAUCACCCGAUCGGGAUCCGUUUAACAUAUCAAACGACACAUAUUAUAUGCCUAAGUCCUCGGAAACCACGUUGAGACUGAAAGUCGGUGGCGGCAAUUUAAUACAGCACAGCACUCCGGUCGUGGAGUUACGCGUGCCUUUUGUACAAACACAUAUGGGUCCAAUGCGCUUGAGAAACUUUCAUAGACCACCGUUGCGAAGAUUUAGUCAUGGUCCAUUGUCUCAUCCGGGACCACACGGUGUCUUGCCUCUGCUGAAGCACAUCAAGAAGAAGGCGAAACAACGAGAACAAGAAAGAAUUGCUUCUGGUGGAGGUGAUGUGUUUUUCAUGAGAACACCUGAGGACUUGACCGGACGAGACGGCGAGUUGGUACUAGUUGAAUUCUCAGAGGAGCAUCCACCACUUAUGAAUCAAGUUGGUAUGUGUUCCAAAGUAAAGAACUAUUAUAAGAGAAGGGCAGGCAAGGAUCAAGGACCUCAAACAUAUAGAUACGGAGAGACGGCGUAUGCUCACACAAGUCCUUUCCUGGGAAUUCUCACUCCUGGCCAAAGCAUUCAGGCGAUCGAGAACAAUAUGUACAGAGCGCCCAUUUAUGAGCAUAAAAUUCCCGAGACUGAUUUCUUGGUCAUAAGAACAAGGCAACAAUAUUAUAUUAGAGAAAUGGACGCUUUGUUUGUCGCCGGACAGGAAUGUCCGCUUUACGAAGUUCCUGGACCUAAUUCAAAGAGAGCCAAUAACUUCGUACGUGAUUUUCUACAAGUUUUUAUAUACAGGCUGUUUUGGAAAUCGCGCGAUACACCUCGUCGCAUUAAAAUGGACGAUAUAAAAAAGGCUUUUCCAUCCCAUAGUGAAAGCAGCAUUAGAAAGAGAUUGAAAUUAUGUGCGGAUUUUAAGAGAACUGGUAUGGAUUCUAAUUGGUGGGUGAUAAAGCCCGACUUUAGAUUGCCGACGGAAGAGGAGAUUCGUGCCAUGGUAUCACCGGAACAAUGUUGCGCUUAUUUCAGCAUGAUCGCAGCAGAACAGCGUCUGAAGGACGCUGGCUAUGGUGAGAAAUUUCUGUUUACUCCUCAGGACGAUGACGACGAAGAUAUGCAACUGAAGAUGGACGACGAGGUGAAAGUGGCACCAUGGAAUACAACACGAGCUUAUAUUCAAGCCAUGAAAGGAAAGUGCCUGUUGCAAUUGGCUGGUCCAGCUGAUCCAACUGGCUGUGGUGAAGGUUUCUCCUAUGUCAGAGUACCGAAUAAACCGACUAUUAGCAAGGAGGAGCAAGAAGCUCAACCGAAAAGGACUGUGACCGGUACAGAUGCGGACUUAAGGAGAUUGUCUUUGAACAAUGCUAAAGCGUUAUUGCGAAAGUUUGGCGUACCCGAGGAAGAAAUUAAAAAAUUAUCACGUUGGGAAGUAAUUGACGUGGUACGAACCCUAUCGACGGAGAAAGCGAAAGCCGGCGAAGAAGGCAUGACGAAAUUUUCCCGUGGCAAUCGUUUUUCUAUCGCCGAACAUCAAGAACGUUACAAGGAGGAGUGCCAACGUAUUUUCGACUUGCAAAAUCGUGUGCUAUCGUCAAACGAAGUACUGAGUACAGACGAGGGAGAGAGCUCGGAGGAGGACAGUUCGGACAUUGAGGAGAUGGGUAAGAACAUCGAAAAUAUGUUGUCGAACAAAAAGACUAGUACGCAAUUGUCGCUGGAGCGGGAAGAGCAACAGCGGCAUGAGCUGCGAAAAAUGUUAAUGGGCGAGGCGCAGGAGCAGGAGAGCAAAAAAGGCAAGGAAAACAAGAAAAAGGACGAGGAAGAGGACAAUUCGGUUAACAAUUUCAACGCGCAGCAGGGUCGUGUAUUAAAGAUCUACCGCACGUUCCGAAAUCCGGAGGGUAAAGAGUAUACGCGAGUCGAGUUGGUGAGAAAGCCCGCCGUGAUCGACACGUACAUCAAGAUUCGUAAUUCAAAGGACGAGACAUUUAUUAAACAGUUUGCCACGUUGGACGAAGCGCAGAAGGAAGAGAUGAAGCGGGAGAAACGUAGAAUUCAGGAGCAACUGCGACGGAUUAAGCGAAAUCAGGAGAGAGAACGUAUGCUGGGCGGGCCGCCGAUAGUGAAUGGCAGCAGCAUCAACAGUUCGAAUAACAACAUAUUUGAUCGUAGUAAUACUAAUACUCCGAUCACCACUUCCUCAACUAGUAUCCUUCCAUUCUGUAAUUUCCAAUCCUCUUCUUCUUCCGCCCCCGCGCCUAAGCAUCCUAAACCAGAGGUAUCACCUCCCAAACGUAAAAAACCUAAACUCAAACCAGAUCUCAAACUUAAAUGCGGCGCUUGUGGCAACGUUGGCCACAUGCGCACCAACAAGGCUUGUCCGCUCUACCAGAACAGCAUCGCCACCGCACCGGUUAAUGUUGCGAUGACCGAGGAGCAGGAGGAGGAGAUCGAGAAACAAUUGAACACCGAUGAUCAGGAUUUAGUAAAUGUCGAUGGUACCAAGGUGAAGCUGUCCUCAAAACUGAUCAAACAUGCCGAAGAAAUGAAGAGGCGUACGCUGCUGCUCAAAGUGCCGAAGGAAGCAGUGAAUUCGAAGAAACGUAGAAAACCACCCACGGAUGACCAUUGUGAUUAUUUGAAACGCCACCAAAGACCGGUUAACAGGCGUAGGACCGACCCGGUUGUCGUGAUGUCGACGAUGUUAGAGAGCAUUCUGAACGAGAUGAGAGAUCUACCGGAUGUGCAACCGUUCUUAUUCCCGGUCAAUGCUAAAAUCGUACCCGAUUAUCACAAGAUUAUACAGCGACCGAUGGAUCUGCAAACUAUACGCGAAAACUUGAGACUGAAAAAAUAUCAAAGCAGAGAGGAGUUCCUGGCGGAUGUUAAUCAGAUUGUAGAAAACUCGACGCUCUAUAACGGAGCAAAGAGUUCCUUGACAGUGGCCGCUAAGAGAAUGCUAGAUACGUGUGUCGAGAGGCUCGGCGAAAAAGAAGAUCGCCUAAUGAGGCUGGAGAAGGCGAUCAAUCCUCUUUUGGAUGAUAAUGAUCAGGUCGCUCUCACCUUUAUCUUAGAUAAUGUUGUUAACAAUAAAUUGAAAUCCAUGACCGAAGUUUGGGCAUUUAUGAAGCCUGUCAAUAAAAAAAUGGUGAAAGAUUAUUAUAACAUUGUUAAAAGGCCGAUGGAUCUGGAAACGAUAUCUAAAAAAGUAUCUGCGCAUAAAUAUCAUAAUCGUAAUGAGUUUCUUAGAGAUAUCGAACAGAUCUUGGAGAACAGUAUACUUUAUAAUGGCAAAGAUUCUUCACUCACAAAUAAAGCAGAGUUGCUGGUUAAAGUGUGUAAAGAAACAUUAGACGAAUACGACGAACAUCUAACGCAAUUGGAGAACAAUAUACUGCUCGUACAGAAACGAGCGAUGGAGCAAGCAGAUAUAGAUUCUUCAUGGCUUUGCCCGGAUGAGGAAAAUUAUACUAUCGCGGAACCUGAAUUCAGAGGGAGUCAGACCAGUUCACCGGAGAAUCCAUUUGGCAAAUCAAAUAUGGACGAUUUCGAUUUUGUCGAUGUAGAAGGUGAUAUGGAAACAGACAUUGAUAGGAGUUCGAAAAAGAAAGAUGUGCUUGAAGAAGAUCUUCAGUUCUCCAGUGAGGAUGAAUUCGAUGAAGUACCGUUCGGUACAGACGAACAUUCCGAGCAAAACGAAGCGGAGGCUCUGGAGUUAGAUGAAGUCAGAGAAGAAGGCGUCGUAUUAGCGGAUGAUGACAGCCAACAAGCUGCCGAGGCAAUGGUCCAGUUGGGCAACGUUGGCUUUUAUAUGGGCGAACAACAAUUGCUUCAUCAAGAUGAGAGCAUGGAUGUCGAUCCAAAUUAUGAUCCAUCGGAUUUCCUAUUGGCCGGUUUACCGGCCAAAGAUGAUAAAGGCGAGAAUAAGAUUCAAGAUGAUCUGGCUGUUUCUGAGAGCGACGAUGACGCUGAGAAUGCCGCAGCCAAGCAGGAAGCACAGCAAAAUCAACAGCAACAACAACUACCACCACCAGAUGAGGAUGUCGGCGGCGACUUGUGGUUUUAAACGCGAAAUUUUGUUACUUUGUUAAAGUAACGUGAGAGAAAUGUAUAUUUAAUAUAUUUAAGAAUAGGUUAUAUACAAUUAAGAAUUGACAAAUUGUUAAGUCCAUGUUGUAAGAGUAAUUUAGGACUAUUAUGUGCAUAUAUGUAUAGGUCUUGUAAAUAUAGAAUAAAAUGUUUUUUUUCUAUCUCUUAGAGCGCGUUAAUUAAAGCGUGCUAAAUAUGCUACUACAUUAUACUUAUGUAAAUAGGUUUAUUUUAAGCAAUACAUUGUUAUUACUUGUGUUAUAUAGAUCUUUAUAAUCUUGCUAUCUUAGAAGUAAUACAUCUGUGAAAAGAAAAAGGGGAAAAAUAUGACAAACUCACUUUUUAGUUAUAGCGUUCGCUUUUGUCUACAAAAUUAACUAGUGAUUAUGAAUAAUAUAACGUGAACUUUUCAACGCAAUGAAAACU